Polypterus senegalus (gray bichir) is the source of this 1128-nucleotide messenger RNA. RefSeq lists its product as uncharacterized. The transcript has a single exon. Gene Ontology annotation, biological process: DNA integration. Lineage: Eukaryota; Metazoa; Chordata; Cladistia; Polypteriformes; Polypteridae. The coding region runs from base 1 to 1128 and encodes 375 amino acids. The record is from RefSeq and is a predicted model, not a curated record. Gene Ontology annotation, molecular function: RNA-DNA hybrid ribonuclease activity; RNA stem-loop binding.
AUGGCCGGAGCUGUGAUUUAUGAGGAUCCAGAGGACAUACCACCUGUUCUGCCUGUAGUGGAGUCGCCCUUUAAAGAAGCACCAGCAUACGAUCAUUUGACACCAGAGCAACAGGAGAACAGCUGGUUCACAGACGGGUCAGCAACUGUGGAAGGAGGAAAAAGGCUUUGGAGAGCAGUGGCUUAUCAACCUCACACUGAGACCAUCCUGAAGCAACAGGGGGAAGGUAAAUCAAGCCAAUGGGCUGAACUUAUUGCCGUCGCUAUGGCAUUAACAGAAAAUCAAAGCUUCCCUAUUGUUGUUUAUACUGAUAGCUGGGCAGUUUCUCAAGGACUAACAGUGUGGAUCACAAUGUGGAGAAGGGCUGCUUGGACUAUUCAUGGGAGAGAACUCUGGGGUGGCACAGAACUGUGGGAGCAGCUUUGGACAAUGGGCACAACAGGGGAAACCCUCAUUGGUCAUGUAGAUGCCCAUGCCCCUCUGAUAUCCCUUGAGAGGCUUUAUAACCAACAAGCUGAUCUAAUAGCUGCUGUUCGAGAAAUCAACCUGGAAGAAGCCUAUAUAGAGAAUGAAGACCUGUGCAACUAUGCUGAAGUAAAUGUAAUCGAGCCUUCCUUAAUAUCAUUAGCAAGGUGGGCUCAUGAAACUUCAGGACACAUGGGAGCAGAAAAAACAUAUCAAUGGUGUCAUCAGCGAUGUAUACCAGUCACUACUGAUAUUGUUAAACAAAUAGUGAACAAUUGCUCCACAUGUACAGAAGUAAAACAAUGGCCCCUACAGAAGAAGGCAACUGGUAAACUGAAGAGAGGAAUGGGACCAGGACAAAUUUGGCAGGUGGAUUACAUUGGGCCACUGCCACGAGAAAAUAAACUAUUAUAUGCUUUAACUGCAGUAGAUACUUAUUCUGGACUGUUACAAGCUUAUCCAUCAACAAGAGCUGACCAGAAAGCUACACUUAAUGGACUGAGCCAUUUAAUCCAAGCAUAUGGAGUGCCUGAAGAAAUCAAAGUGAUCAAGGAAGCCACUUUGCUGGAAGAGACGUACAAGAGUGGGCUCAAGGAGCUGGCAUUCAGUGGACUCUGCAUAUCCCUUAUCACCCACAGGCUGCAGGACUUAUUGAGAGAAUGA